CCUCUUAGAUAUUGUAAAAUAAAUAAAUUAUUAAAAAAAGAAAAAGGAGAGAGAGAAAGAGAACGCCGCGCCUCCGCGCUACGGUUUCUAUCGGUCGGUGAUCUUCGCCGACCCAAUCAGUUCUUUCUUGGAAGAGAGAGAGAGAGAGAGAGAGAAUGGAGGCGAUACAGAGCCGAGUGGAAUCUUGGAUCAGAGAGCAAAAAGCGAAGAUCUUGAAGGUGUCUUGGGGCCCAUUGCAAUGGCGGAUGAGGUGGCCGCCGUGGAACGCCGGCGACCUGGAGCAGAGAAAGAAGCUUCAGCGGCGUCUCCGGAAGCAACUCCACGAUCUCUGCAUCGCCGUCAAGGCCGAUUCCCUCUCCGACUUGCAAGACAUCCUCUGCUGUAUGGUUCUCUCCGAGUGCGUCUACAAGAGACCGUCCACCGAGUUGGUUCGCGCCGUUAACAAAUUCAAAGCUGAUUUUGGAGGCCAAGUUGUUGCUUUCGAGCGUGUACAGCCUUCUUCCGACUACUAUUGCUUCAGGUAUUUGUUGGCAGAAGCAGGUGAUACAUUGUUUGCUUCCUUCGUUGGAACUAAGCAGUACAAGGAUGUUAUGACCGAUGCCAAUAUAUUUCAAGGCGCUAUAUUUCAUGAGGAUUCUGUGGAGGAAGUUGAUGGCACUGAAACGAACAAGUCCGAUCAGAGUGAAAGUCGAAGGGGAAAUGUGGAAAAUUUGUGGAACGCUUUAGAGUCAAAAUCUAAGCAACUGAAUGAUAAGUCUAAACCUAAACCUGCUGCUCAUCGGGGUUUUCUUGCUCGUGCUAAAGGAAUACCUGCUUUGGAGUUGUACAGGCUGGCCCAGAAGAAAAAAAGGAAGCUUGUGCUAUGCGGUCAUUCACUUGGGGGAGCAGUAGCUGCAUUAGCUACCCUUGCCAUUUUGAGGGUUAUUGCUGCUUCAUCUUCCCAAAAAGAGAGUGAAAGUGUUCAAGUAAAAUGCAUUACAUUUUCCCAGCCUCCAGUUGGGAAUGCUGCUUUAAGAGACUAUGUUCAAAGAAAAGGUUGGCAUCAUUAUUUCAAGACUUACUGUAUUCCAGAAGAUCUUGUACCUCGCAUCUUAUCUCCCGCCUAUUUUCAUCAUUAUAAUGCACAGCCUCCGUCGGUAACUUCAGAAACUGAAACUAGCAAUUUAUCCACCUCAAAACGUGAGGAAUCGAUGAAUAGACUAAGAGAGAAUGAAGGUGAACAGUUGGUUUUGGGUCUAGGACCUGUACAUAGUUCCUUUUGGAGACUUUCUAGGCUGGUUCCUUUAGAUAGUGUAAGACGACAGCUAAACAAAUACAGAGGGAAAAAAGUUGGUUCUGUUGAAACAUUAUCUACAUCAGAUUCUGCGGCGACAUCUUUAGUGGAAGAUGAAGUUGUAGAAACUCAGUCUCUUGAAAUCCAAGAAAGUUCUGACGGCGUAUCUCUUAAGCCUAUUUCUGACACUGAUAAAGAGAUCCCAAGUCUACCCGCUGGUGACAAGCUUGAUCAAAAAAGUGCUAUGAAAAGUGGGGAUGGUAGGAAAUGGGCUAGAGUGCCUUAUCUUCCUUCAUAUGUACCAUUUGGAGAGCUUUAUUUAUUGGAGAAUUCAUCAGUGCAGUCGCUAUCAGAUGCAGAGUAUUCAAAAUUGACUUCGGUCAGAUCUGUGAUUGUGGAACUAAGGGAACGAUUUCAAUCACACUCGAUGAAGUCAUACAGGUCCCGAUUUCAGAGAAUCUAUGACCUGUGCAUUAGAGAUGAUUCCUCACCUUUCAUAGGAAUGGAGCAGUGGCAGCAGUUCCCUCAUCUGCAGCAGUGGCUUGGCCUUGCAGUUGCUGGUACUGUAGAGCUUGGGGCUAUCGUAGAAUCUCCAGUAAUUCGUACAGCUACUUCAAUUGCCCCUCUAGGAUGGAGCGGUGUACCUGGUCAGAAAAAUGGAGAACCAUUAAAGGUUGAUAUAAUUGGGUUUGGAUUGCAUCUGUGCAACAUUGUUCAUGCUCAAGUGAAUGGUAAAUGGUGUUCAACUACAGUAGAAUCAUUCCCUUUAGCUCCGGCUUACGGGGUACAGCCAGAAUUACAAAAAAUGAGGCUCCUGGUUGGAGCUCCACUGAGACAUCCACCAAUGCAUCAGACCUCGGCAGAUGCGUUUAUGCAUGUGUUUCCUUCUAUUGAUUCUGAAGCAACUAAUCUCAACAGGGAAGUCAACUCAGGAUCAUGUCAUGAGGAAAAAUCACUGCGUCCUGAAGGUUUGAAUGAUUUUUUUGUAUUCUUUACCAGUGACUUCACUACAGUCUCCAAAGAGGUUCACGUACGAACUCGUAGAGUACGGUUACUUGGUCUUGAGGGAGCUGGUAAAACUUCUCUUCUUAAGGCAAUAUUAGCUCGAGGGAGAAUUACUACUUUUAGUAAUAUUGAGAAUCUGCUCCCAGAGGCUGAUGCUCAAGAAGGUAUAGCUGGAGGUUUAUGCUAUUGUGAUUCAGCUGGAGUAAACUUGCAGGAGUUGAGUGCAGAGGCCUCUCUUUUCAGAGAUGAACUGUGGACAGGCAUUCGCGACCUUAAUCGAAAAAGUGACUUGAUUGUUCUUGUACAUAACCUGUCUCAUAGAAUACCUCGCUACUCAAAUGCGUCGCAACAGAAGCCAGCCCUUUCACUUCUGCUGGAUGAAGCUAAAUCACUUGGAAUCCCUUGGAUCCUUGCCAUAACUAACAAAUUUUCUGUCAGUGCGCAUCAGCAAAAGGCUGCCAUUGAUGCUGUUAUUCAGGCAUACCAAGGAUCUCCAAACACCACAGGACUCAUUAACUCCUGCCCAUAUGUUAUUCACACCGCUGCCACUGCUUCUUUGUCUUUGGGUGCCACUGAUGCAAAUUCUGAUGGUAGGAUGGGAGCUCCAAGGCUCAUUUAUGCUCCAAUUAAAUUUUUUCAGCGGCCUUUCCAAAGAAAAGAGACCAUUCUCCCAGUGGAAGGUGUCAACUCGCUUUGUCAUCUGGUCCAUCGCGUUUUAAGGACUCACGAGGAAGCCUCCUUAGAGGAACUUUCUCGAGAAAGGCUUUUGGUGGAAUUGGGGCGAGAUCGUGCAAGGGCAAUCAAUGCACGUAAAGAUUCUGAAGACAGAGAAAAUUCUUUAACAGCUGCAGCUGUGGGAGCUUCCGUUGGAGCUGGUAUUGGCAUUGUAUUGGCCGUUGUCAUGGGUGCUGCAUCUGCUUUAAGGAAGCCAUGAGCUUCCCAUAUUCCAUAAUUGGAGAGAGAGUAGGGUGUACAAUUUUCUUCACUCUCAUUGCCAAUUUGAAGUGGUUACUUGUCUUACCACAGGCCGGGGACUAGCCAUUUAUUCAUUCUAUUCAUGUAAAUUAUUACUGGCAGAGUAUUAAUGUUAAGGUCAGAAAGCUGUGGUACUAGCAUCUUUCCCAA
Messenger RNA from Morus notabilis, 3403 nucleotides. RefSeq lists its product as uncharacterized. The record is from RefSeq and is a predicted model, not a curated record. Gene Ontology annotation, biological process: lipid metabolic process. NCBI's taxonomy places the organism in Eukaryota, Viridiplantae, Streptophyta, Magnoliopsida, Rosales, Moraceae.